GUCACCGAGGUGUCUUCUUUCUCUGAAAACUACCGAAAGUGAAAACGUUAAAAAACGCGUCGCAGCAUCAAGGCGGCGACAGAAUUUGCGACCUUCUGCUUUCUUGCCAGAUUCUUCUGGUUAUCCCGCUACGUUACCUAGCGUUUUGCCGCCAUCUUGGGUCCUGGUACUGGCUUCCGGCCCCCGUGAAGCCGGUUUCGCCAUCUUAUGUUUGGGCAGUGGCUGCAUUUUCAAACGUGGGAGGCGACUCCGGGAAAGGGAAGUGAGCCAAAGCCUCUGAGACUUUGCCUGCCGUCUUUUUGGGGUGAGUUUCCACAUCCACGUACUAGUCAACCAGUGACCCUGGACAGUAACAAAACACAAAAAGCCCGAACCCACCUCCCGCCACCAGCAUAGCUCCACGCUCUGGAAUCUGACAGACAUCGUCUACCCUUGUGCUUCAGCUUUGUAACUUGUAAGGUUCUGUGGCUUGUUUGGAAAUCAGUAAACCAUGGCAUCUAAGAAGUUUGCCGUUAAAUGUGGAAAUUUUGCUGUCCUCGUGGAUCUUCAUAUAGUGGCGCAAGGUCCAAACAAGGAUUCCAGUUGGUUUUCUGAACAGAAGAAAGAGGAAGUUUGUUUGCUGUUAAAAGAAACCAUUGAUUCCAGAGUUAAGGAGUACGUGGGCAUUUACAAACAGCACAGGCCAUCACAUGCAGAAUUCACAAGAUCCAGUCCCUUGUCCUUAAAAGUGCCUGAUGCAACACAAGAUCCUGCCAAAGAAAGCUUUCUCCUCGCUGUCCAGACUCAAGCUUGUGGUUAUGGCUUUCAGAUCACAGCCUAUUUCAUCAAGAGAGGGAUACGCCUUCGCUGUAUUCAGAGCUCACAGAACACUGAACUUCGUAUAUUUCCUGACAGAUUUGUGGUCUGUGUUAGUCAACUUGCAUUCGGUCCUGAUGCUUGGGCAAGCCAGAAUGAGAAAUCGACAAAAAGAACCCUCCAUGGACUGUCUGACUAUUUCGCUGGGUGUACGCAGAGUUCACCUUCUCCUGGUACAAAGCUCAAGAAAAACACUCUACAAGAAAUUGUGAGAAGAACUGAAACAAAAAGCAGUGCCAAGAGCAAAUCACAGACCAGCACGGACCUUGUGGGAAGAUCUAGUGACUCGGUCAUUACUGUGGUACCAAGGGUGAGGGAUGCCUCAGCCGUUCUCCUGUCAGAAUCCAUGGGUCAAGCACUGGAUGACAUAAAAGCAGCCAAGAGCCACUGGGGACUUCCUGUUCAAAAGCUGGAAAAUGUUUCCCAGACUCAGCCAGAAGACACUAGCAGCCAGGAACAACCUCAUCCAGGGGAGUGGCUAAAGACGGGGCUUCUAAGCAGGAGCCCUAAGUGUAGCUAUGAGUCAGCAUCACCAGGUCCAAAGCAAAGUCCACGAGCAGCCAAGACACAACAGAAACGCAGGAACUGCGGCUCUGCGGAAGACUCUGACCACCGCAGGAGAGUUUCUCUUGGAAAUGAUGGGUCAGCCCCCGGAGACGUGGUGCUGGGAAAGAGCACAGCUGGCAGUGUUUUGCCAGCGUUAGAGUUGUCAGACCCAGGGUUGCUUUUGAAUCAGGAUUUGGCAAAAGCCACAGCUAAAGAAGAGCUGCAUGCUUUGGAAAAUCUCUCCAGACACCUUAUGACCAACAUCCCAGGGCAGGCACAGCAAGCCACCCCGGCUGCAGCUGACGAAAGAUUAGCCACAGUUCAAGGCACCCCAAGCAAAAAAAGAAAGAAAUUGCAAAGUUCUAGCAGAGGAUGUAGUAGCAAGAAAACCUUGAAUGUGUAGUUCCCAGGAUUUGGAAAGAAUUGGGGUAAUCUCUCUAAAUAAACAGAUUUUAGAGGCUGAAGGACUGUCUCAGCUUUAGGAGCACUUACCGCACUUGCAGAGGACCUAGGUUGGCUUCCAAGCAUCCACAAGGUGACUCACAAGCAUCACGAACUCUAGAUCCAGGAGACACAACACCCACUUUUGGCCCCCAUGGGCACCGGGCAUGCACAUGGUAUGUAUACACACAAGCAGGCAAAACACACAUACACAUGAGAUAAAUCUUUUUUAAAAACUGUUUGUGUUGGGAUUAGACUUCGCAGUCACCUCCUGGAGGCUGUUUUUCUAAUAGGCGUGUUACUUUCUCAUCGUGUUUAUAACUGUCUCCAGAAAACACUGUUGACAAAGAGCCCUCUACCUGUCGAGGUAUAUAGGACCCCGUGGAGAAACCAGUAAUGUGGGGUGUUCUCACCGCAUCGCUAUGAAGACCUCCUGAUGGGAUAAAGAGAGACGGUGCCCUGCGCUGCUGGCCAGGUCUCAUGCUCCAGUCCUCUUGCUCCUCAAACUGAGUCCCUGGCAGUGAAAAUAGGCUAGUGGUUCUCAGCGUUGUGGUUCUAUGUGAAAUGCACGUUUUAGAAUCUGAGAGGAACUAUGAUUCUGAAAUAACACUAAAGCUGAUGAUUCCCUAGAAAUUAUUUCCUCCAGCCUUGGUACCACAGCUUCCAUCAACUGGGGCCACAUGUACACCCCUAUGCUCCCUUGGACUUGUGAAGUAUUUAGAUUGGGUUUGGUGUGUGAGUCACUUAAUUCCCAGAUUCUACUAUAGGAUGAGACAGCGCUUAGAGAGCUGGUUAGCUAUAGUUGCCAGAAGUGUACAGGUAAUUCAUCUCAGCCUUAGGUGGAAAAGGUGUGUUCUGUGUGACGCAGGUCUGACCCUGUCGUUCACACAUUCAGUAUUCCAGCUACAGUAAGGACAGACCAGAACCCAUUUCAGUUCCAAGUUGGAAAAAUUCACAGGGCAUUUACAUAUUCUCUUUGGAUGUAUAGCCUGCUCUCAAGAAAGACAAGAAACCUAAGUGUCAACCUGGAAAUUCCAUCUGAUCAUCCCAGCCUCAAAGGACCAGAAACCACUUGCUGUUGUUUCUUUCCUUCCCGCCUAGCUUUUUUUCUUGAGAGAUAAUUCCCAACCAUUGAAUCCUCAAUGGAAGUCCGAGUAUCCUCCGUUAUGCACCAAGAAGCAGUUCACACAGAAAGAUCCUAAAGUCAAAGCCAGUCCUAUCAGAAUGAUGGACUCCAAAAGUAAGAUAUUCUGACCUGGAAUAAACAGGGAUUUACUUGUUUAAUGGUUAAGGUCAUACUCAGUCCUUAAUUGUACUUAAAUGAAGGAUUUGCUUUCAAGAAAUGUUUUGUUUUUCAAAUCUGUUAUUGUAGGAAAUAAUGAUUAUUGUGACUAGUGAGAAAAAUAGUAUGUUUGGUUUGUACAUAGAUGUGGUCUUUCUCACAGCCUUCAUGCACAAUGGAUUUUAACAGGAUUAGCAGGGAAUGGCUCUGGGCUCCCACAAGUGGCAUAUGUUUAAGGAAUUUUGCCUUUAAGCAUUUUCCUUCAGUGUAUCUGAAACACCUCUACAUCUCUUGUUUCUUGAAUGGUUUAAAAAUUCUUUGAAUAUAUGGACAAAGGGGGAAAUUAGUCCCAAGUGUUUUGUUAAUUAUCAGGUGGUAUGUUAAAUAUUUUCUACUGUUAGGAGUGGUAAGAGUUUUUAUAUUCUUAACUAUUGUAAUAACUUGGCAUUUGAAAUUCUGAGACCAACAGUAUUGAUAGUCAAAAACAAGUUCUUCAACCCCUUAGUACCCAAAUUAAAUUUAUAUUCAGGUCCCUGUAAUUCUGGUACUUACAAGAGAUAUCCAUCUAGUUCUCCUGAUAUUAUUAUAACUGAAGAACUUUCUCAGUACGUGGAAUGCUAAGCCACCUCUAUGUUCUUUCAAAUGACAUUUAAUAAGUGAGAAUUGGUUAGGUCUUUUUUUCUUUCUUUCUUUCUUCCUCUCCCUCCACCCCCAUUUAAAAUCCUGUGGGAGAGGCUGGGCCUGGUGCUGUCCUAGCACUGGGAGGUAAAAGCAGGCAGAUAUCGUGAGUUCACGACUAAUUUGGCCUACAUAGUAAGUUUCCGGAUAGCCAGAGCUACAUAGUGAGACCCUGUCUCAAAACAAACAGACAAAAAAGGGUAUGAGAACAAUCUGAGGUUUUUCUUGCACAAUUGUUUUUUCUUUGCCACUGGAGGUAAACUCACCCAGAUAUGCAUAUGAUACGUUAAGUGUAAAAGGUCACUUGGCCCUAGAACAGAGUAAGAACUACAUAGUUUUGUUCCCUUAUUGCAUGCUAAAGAAAUACGGAAAUGCAUUUCAUUUCUUAAAAAGCAAGACUCAUGGGCUGUUGGUGAAGAAGGUGCUUUGCAUGUGCAGUUCUCUGGAUUUGAUCCCUAAGAUAUCAAUAAGAAAGAAAACUUCUGUAGUUUGAUUUCUGAAGAGUGUAGCUCAUCUCUGGAUGAACCUUCUCAAAGUGUAUCUUGGAGAUGAUGCUGAGGUCUCAGUAUAAUUGUGAUUUCAGCAGAGAUCGUUCCUAUCAGUGCCCUUUGGCUUCAGAAAGAGCCCCGAUUGGGGCAGACCCAUAGGGAAGGAACUAUCUAUGCCCAAGAGAAUGGCCUAGGAUCAGUGGCGGCAUUCAUGUUUCCUUAAGCUCCUUGGCAGACCUUACUGUAAUAUUUCCACAAAACGGUAGUGAAUGGGCCUCUGGAUAACAAGCAACUUUUCAAGAGCCAAAAAAACUCGCUGUGCAGCAUGCUGGGACUGGAAUAUGGAAAUUGUUUUAAUUUCUUCUUUUCUCUUAUGAGGAAAUCACUGCAUUUGGUUUGUCAAGACAAGAGAGUUCAUUCCCCAGUAUUGAAACAGUGAUGAACUGAAACAUGUUGGAGCAAGUUAAAAAAAAAAUAAGUCAAAAUUAAACUGGCUUCUCUUAAAUAGCUUAAAGCCUUCCACAGUACAAAAUAAAUUAAGCAUUGUAAAACGAAGUUAACUCAAGUAACCACUCAGUACAGAAAUGUAGCCAUAUAUAUCAUCAGUCUUGCUGUUCCGGGGUAUAAUUAAAUUCUCAGAAAUCUGCAGAAUUCCCUCUAAUUUGGUUUCUAUAUAUAUUUAACGAGACAGGGAGUGAAUAUAUGUCAAUAUGUAGCAUAACAGGGACCUUAGAUGGAUGAGAUUUCCUUUAUCGUCUGGACCCAUUCGGGUAAAUUCCAUUGGCAGCAGAGAAUUGCCAUACUACAUUAAGUGUUUCCAUCACCAUUCUUACCAGAGAUUGGGAAUUUCAGUUUACUGAAGCAGAAGUCGGUAAAACCACACAUUUGACUCCCCAAAGCGUCUGAUGGGUUCUAGUAGGUGAUAAUUUGACAGAUUCUCAGAAUGAGUUUCCGGGUAGAAUUAGACAUUGCCAAAUCUCCAGGAGAACCCUGGUCCUCUCAUUUAAGUAGCUUAAAUAGUCUGAAUGUCCAGCGAAUAAAACCAUUUCUGUAUUGAAAAUGUACCUUUUUAUGAAUAAAUAUGUGUGUAUUGUGUUGUGUCAUCCA
Molecule: messenger RNA, 5397 nt
Organism: Myodes glareolus (Bank vole)
Lineage: Eukaryota; Metazoa; Chordata; Mammalia; Rodentia; Cricetidae
Source: RefSeq, a predicted model, not a curated record